AUGAAGGAAUAUCGUAAGAGCUGGAGUUAAGAUGUAAUUCUUAUAAAUAUAUUUAUAGGAAGACUAAAUACUAUAAGAAUUAUACAAAAUUUAUGGCGAUAAAUGGAAAAAGAUCGCAGAGCAACUACAUCAGCAAUAGAUAUCAUAAGGAAAAAUAAGAACUGCAGCAGCUUGUAGAGAGAGGUACCAAAAUAUUCUAAAACCUUGUUUAAAUAAAACUGAAUGGACUAGAGAAGAAGAACAAAAAUUAUUUUCAUUAUAAAAACUUUUUGGAAAUUGCUGGACCAAAAUUACAGUAAAGAUGAGAAAUCGUUCAGAACUGAUUUGCAAAAACUACUUUUAUGCUACUAUUAGGAGAGUACUAAGAAGAUUGAGCAAGUAAGUUGGCAUCUUAAAACGUAAAUGAAAUAAUAUUCUAAUUUAGCUUCUCAAAUGCUAAAAUCCAUUAAGCCAAGCAUUUUAAUGAGUAUUUAUUUGGAAAGAAAUCAAGAAUAAUAAAUGGUUUUUAAAGAAGAAGUACGUCUUUAAUUAAAAUAAUUGAUAACUAAAUAUUAAUUUAUACAAAAGGAAGAAAAUAUCUAAAUAGAUUAUGAUGAAAUUCAAAAAAUAAAAUAGUUGAUUUAAGUAUUAGUUGAUGCUAAGUAUUGAUAUAAUUUUACAAUUAGUUCAUAAUAUUUAGAGUUAAAAGGAAAGCCUUUAAUUCAAAAAUAAAAUAAGCCCAAGAAGCAUAUUGGUAAUUAAAUUUUCAGGGAGUUAGAAGAAAAAAGAAUUAUUAAAAGAAUAUAAUUGAAAAAAAAGUUAUUUGUGAUCAGAAAACGGAAAUCUGAAAUUGAAACAUAUAUAAACAAGGAAUAACCAUAAAACAGUUUUUUUAAUGAGAACAAAGGUUUUUCAAAAUUCAUCGGAAAUUAUAUUUCUAAAAUUCCAGAAAGCUAAUUUUAAACUUAAGAAUAUUGGUCAUCAUAUUAAACUUAAGCCUAUUUUUAAAUCUAUUUUGUUUAUUCUAAAUAUGUUUCACAAUAUAUGUUAUAGUAUGGAAACUUAUUUGAUCCAACCUAAUAUUUUUAUAAUUAAUGUAUUAAUUAUCCAUUUUAAUUGAAAUAGAGUAUUUGA
Messenger RNA from Paramecium sonneborni, 1113 nucleotides. NCBI's taxonomy places the organism in Eukaryota, Ciliophora, Oligohymenophorea, Peniculida, Parameciidae. The record is from the annotation of a GenBank genome assembly.